AUGUCGCAGAACCGCCAUAGGAUUCAAGUGAAGGUUUUUUACCUGGCUCAAGCUGUGAAUACGUUUCGUUCAAUAUGUGCAGCAGUAGAAUUGGCUGAGGGAGCCUGCCCCUCGUACAGUCCGUUCAUUGCAAACUUCCCCUGGUCACCUUUAGGGUACGGAGGGUUGAGCCUGUCCAUCGAAGGCCCAAGCAAGGUUGACAUCAACACGGAGGAUCUGGAGGACGGGACCUGCAAAGUCACCUACUGCCCAACCGAACCGGGCAACUACAUCAUCAACAUCAAAUUCGCAGAUCAGCAUGUGCCGGGGAGCCCGUUCUCUGUGAAGGUGACCGGGGAAGGGCGCAUGAAGCAGACGAUCACGAGAAGCCGCAAAGCCCCAUCGGUUGCCAACAUCGGCAGCCAGUGUGACCUCAGCUUGAAAAUCCCAGAAAUUAACAUCAGAGACAUGACCGCCCAAGUGACGAGCCCGUCGGGCAAGUCCCACGAUGCAGAGAUCUUGGAAGCCGAGAACAACACGUACUGCAUCCGCUUCGUACCCACCGAGACGGGCAUCCACUCGGUCAGCGUCAAAUACAAGGGGCAGCACGUUCCCGGAAGCCCCUUCCAGUUUACCGUGGGCCCUCUUGGCGAAGGCGGGGCGCACAAAGUGCGAGCGGGCGGCCCGGGGCUGGAGCGAGCUGAAGCCGGCGUGCCAGGUGUGUUGUCGCAGGGCUGA
Messenger RNA from Sphaerodactylus townsendi, 717 nucleotides. RefSeq names its product filamin-A-like. The record is from RefSeq and is a predicted model, not a curated record. Bases 1 to 717 code for a protein of 238 amino acids. The transcript is spliced from 3 exons. Gene Ontology annotation, molecular function: actin filament binding. Gene Ontology annotation, biological process: actin cytoskeleton organization. NCBI's taxonomy places the organism in Eukaryota, Metazoa, Chordata, Lepidosauria, Squamata, Sphaerodactylidae.